ACAAGUUGAGGGCGUCGCGCCAGUGAUCACGCCGAGUCGCACGCGCUCAGAUCGUCGGUCCCGUGUGGAUGUCUCUAAGUAAUAGUUACGUGAUUUUUGAAAACAAAAAUAGUUAAAUAGAUAACACGUAUUUAUGAUAUAUAUAAUAAAAUAAGUAUCAAUAUUUACUAGUGUUUUUUUUUUGUUUAAUCUUUUUUUAUUAUUGAAAUUUAUCGAUUUGUUUAAUUAUUGUUAUUUUUGAUUACGAAAUUAUGAAGGAAAUAUUGUUUAAUUUUAACGUCAGUGAUUCGGUCUGUACUUGACGGAUUUCCUGACACCUGGAUUUCUAUUUUGGACCAAAGUGGUCAAAUGACGUUAACAUCGUGAAAGGGACAUCCGGACGACGACACCAAGCCCAAUGAGAUCACAAUGUUGCUGACAUUUCUACUGGCAGCCGCGCUGUGGAACUGCAAUUGCUGGUGGAAUGCCGCCAAUAUUUACACUUUCGCCGUGCAACCCGGAUAUUUGGACUUUGACAAUUUACCGGACACGAAUUUUUCAUGCGACGGCAAAGUCAUCGGAGGUUAUUACGCGGACGUGGAGACUGGCUGUCAGAUGUUUCAUGUUUGCACCAUUGGCCAAAAAGCGGAAAUUACGGAUAUCAAAUUCUUAUGUCUAAACGGGACGGUAUUCGAUCAGGAAACCAGGGUUUGUGAACGUUUGGACGAAGUGGAUUGCAGUAGGAGCGAAAGUUUCUUCGAUCUUAACUUGGAGCUAUAUGGAAACAACGGAGCGGGCUAUGGGAUCGCACCGGAAGAACCACCGGAACAGGAGUCAGUGCAGUGUAACGAGGAUGAAGGAGAGUGUUCCGGGACAUCCGAUUACUUUGACGAGGAGAUAACGACGAUCGCGGGGCCGGUGGGCGCGUUGGCGGCCACAGCGGCAGUCAUUGCCACGACCACGACGACGACCACCACCACGACGACGACCACUACGACGCCGCGGACAACCACGAUCAGUGCGGCCACGAGCACUAAGCGUCCGUCCCAGCCGAUAGUGAUGACGAGCACGGCGAAACCGACGCAGCAGCCAGCCGUCUCGUAUCCGACCAACUCGCCGGAAACGAUAGCGGCCCUGAUAGCGCUGCACAACGCGUUUCAGGAGAGUCUCAAAGAACGGGAACAGGGGCCAGGGCCUAAGGGGCAGCAGGCUCAUCACAGGUACCAUCCACCACCACCGCCGCCGCCGCCACCACAACAGCAGCAGCCCAAGCCGUUUACGGUGGCCAACUUCCAACCGCCACGGCACUUCCCGUCCAAGGCGCCGCAGCAACAUCUGCAACAGCAGCAACAUCCACAACAUCACCAGCAGCAGCAGCAACAGCAGCCGCCACCACCGCCGUACCGACAUCAACAGCAACAUCUACAACAGUCCCAACAACAACAGCAGCAGCAGCAUCCGGUUUUAUUGUCGUCCGAGCGGUUUGGAAACCAAAACUUCCGUCACGGCUUCCGGUUGCAAAACGAGCCGCCGCCGCCACCGCCACCCGCGGACGAGCCGCCACCUCCUUCGUCGUACCAACAUCAGCAGUACACCGGCGACGGUGCGCAGUACGACGGUAACUACGACGAAGGCGUUGCGGCCAUCGGAUUGGGCGACGAGGACGACGUGGACGACGAAGAGUCUCGGCGGAACUUUGCGCGCGAAGCUCCCGAAUCUUCGGUGUCGGUUUCGGUGCAGGUCAGCUCGUCGUCGACCAAAAACAGUGCCAUCAAUCAGCAGCAACAGCAACAGCAGGUGGCCGCCGCCGCCGCCGUUGACGGAGAGUCUGCGACGCCGACCGCGACCGCGGCGACGACCACGACGGUGGCCACGGCCACUGCGGCCGACAGCCCGUUCACGGCCAAGCCGUUAUCAUUGCCGCAGCCGCCUCCAGCGGACGACGCCGAUCCGAACGGCGGCGACCUGUACGAAGACGAGUACGAAGAGUCGGAAGGCGACGAAGAGUUCUUCAAGGACGUGCCAAAAGUGGGUCAGGACAGAAGACGGAGAUACGCAUUGGGCGACGGCAGACGAGCGUAGCGAUGCGACGAUGAUUUUGAUAACAAUAACAAUAAUAAUAAUAAUAAUAUUAUCGUUGUCGUUGGCAACCGUGUACGACGCGGGAACGGCCGUCAAAGCCGCCGCGAUGAGACGAUCGAACGCAGUUCAACAUGUUUUUGCUCAAUAGUUUUGCGUCUGUCGUUGUGAUCACGACUAUUAUAAUAUACACUAUACGCAAAUACGGCCAUUUUUUUCACUUCUCGUCGUCGUCGGUCGUAUAUUCUUUUACGCCGACGUUAAUGUAUACUAUACUUCUCCUCCUAAUCUCUGUCUGCCACCCUCACUUUCUACUCACCCCUGUCCUAGUUGCGAGUAAGAAAAAGAAAUACGUGAUUUUUUUUAUUUUGUUUUACUGUUUACCUACAUUUUUUUUAUGUAUAAUAAUAUUAGACGAUUUUUUUUACGAAUACGCUAAUGAUGGUCAUAACAUUAUUAUAAAUAUUAUUAUUUUUUUGCAAUAAUUCUGUCGUGUAAAAUAAUGUACAUAUCCUUGCUAUUCCUAUACAAUUGUCAUGUACCUAUAAUCAGGGCUCGGGACUAUUAGCACUCGCGUGUAUAUGAUAAACUUGUGUGUCCGUGUAGGAUUUAUCGUUUAAAAAUUUUGCGGAAUCGUUUCGUUCAAGCUUUCAAUAAUAUUAGGUAUUAAUACGAAUUUUGAUUUUUUUUUUCUGUUUUCGCGGUUAUUUUUUGAAUGAAAUAUUUUUAUCCACACUAUUUUAUGUCGUAUUCAACCGAUAGUAUUAGUAUUAUUUAUCAUAAUUUUAAAUAAAGUGUUUGGAUUUAAAAAAAUAAGUUUGAGUUAUUCAUACAUUUUUACGUAUUUAAGUGAUAUUAUAUUAAUUAAGCGCUCAAGUCCCGACCCAUGAUUAUAAAUAAAUUAGUAUAAACGAUAUUGUGUCCUGUACGAAUUAAAUACAUGUUAUAUUGUUACACGCAACGCGUAAGGAUAUUAAAAUAAAAGAAUAUAUUUAUAAAUGUAAUAUUAUUUUGAGUUAACCAAGUAUAUUUAGGGAUGUUACACAAGUCGUAUGCAUAUAAUAAUAUAGUAUUAUUUUGUAUUUUUUUUACCCUAGAAAACAUAACAAUAUCAUAUAUACAUAAUAUGUUAUUGAUGAUUAUUAAUUUUAUGUUUUUCCUCACAUAUGAUGGGUAAUUUAGACUGAUACAUGUUAUUAUUAUUGUACUCGGAUUAUUGUGUUUAGUUUUACGAAAAGCGUAUAAUAUACGAUAUUAAAAUUGUUUAAUCAUUUUUAGUAUAAU
Messenger RNA from Rhopalosiphum padi (bird cherry-oat aphid), 3342 nucleotides. RefSeq lists its product as uncharacterized. The coding region runs from base 409 to 2061 and encodes 550 amino acids. Gene Ontology annotation, molecular function: chitin binding. The record is from RefSeq and is a predicted model, not a curated record. Lineage: Eukaryota; Metazoa; Arthropoda; Insecta; Hemiptera; Aphididae. The transcript is spliced from 6 exons. Gene Ontology annotation, cellular component: extracellular region.